Molecule: messenger RNA, 2085 nt
Organism: Candidozyma auris
Lineage: Eukaryota; Fungi; Ascomycota; Pichiomycetes; Serinales; Metschnikowiaceae
Exons: 1
Coding region: 1-2085 (694 amino acids)
Biological process (GO): ribosome-associated ubiquitin-dependent protein catabolic process; rescue of stalled cytosolic ribosome
Cellular component (GO): RQC complex
Source: RefSeq, a predicted model, not a curated record
AUGAGUAGCAGAGCGCUCCGAAGGUUGGAAAGACAAAGAGAGUCGACUACCCCCGAAGUUCCUGAUGAGGAAGUCAAAAAUGAACCUCCAGCUAAACCAGCAGUCAAUCAAUUCGCUUUCUUGGGAGCUUUGAGUGACGAAGAGGUUGACUCCAAUGAUGAAAAGGAGGAAGUAGUUGCAGAGCAGCCAGAGAUCGGUAUAGCCCCUCCUGAAAGGCCAUCCACAUCAAGAAAGAAGAACAAGAAGAAAAAAAAGAAGCAACUGCAGAAAGAAAAGGUGGAGACCAACGACGAUGAUGAUGACCUAGAUACAUUCUUAGAGCAAGUCAGACAACGUGAUCAGGCCACGUCCAAGAACGCUUCGGUGAAAGUUGAUGAUGACGAAAGCGGUAAUGAAGAGGAUUUCGAAGCCAUUUAUGACGAGUCAGAGCCGCCUAUAGCCUACACUGGCUCCAAUUUUCUAUACUUCACUACCUCCAGGCUCAAGCAGUGCUUGCCGCUAUUAUCUAUAAGCACCCCAAAAAACCUUGAUCCAGAUAAUGAGCUCAAAAAUCUCUUUGGAAAAUUGAGUCUCGAGGCUAUUGAUGAUGCUAAUAGCACCACUUCGUUGUCAAUUUCUCCCGAGGUUCUCGCUCAGUUCAAAAAGCUAGCGAGACUUACAAGAGGGUGGGGUGGGAGAGACCGCAGAAGUGUUCCUGGCACCUCUAGAAAGCUUCUUCUAUCAACAAUCAAAGAUGACUACCUUCCCACGUCUCAGAAGCAGGUCAAUAUGGAGGAGCUCACUGCAGAAGAUAUUGUGGAGACAUGGAGAUAUAAGGAGGACACCGAGACUUAUGCGUUUCUUUCGCAGAAGGUCAAGGCAGAAGCAAAACUUGGUGUUCGUUACUUCAAGUUUCUGAAGGUGCCCUCAGUGCUGGACAGAGUUGCCAAUUCGAGAUUUUAUGCAUCCGUGGUGAUGACUCCCGAUCCAGACGCCUUAAUUCAGCUACUUCAGCAGAACCCUUAUCAUGUGGAGACACUUUUACAGGUGGCAAUGGUGUUUUUGAGACAAGGAAACAACAAAGCCACGAGUAUGGCGUUGGUAGAGAAGUGCCUUUUCGUUUUCGAUAGGUCUUUUAACAAAAAAUUCCACGAACUACUUCUGAAAGGAAAUUCCGAGCUCAUAAGGCUCCCUUACGAAUCGUAUAUGAACAGACAGUUCUACCUUUGCAUCUUCAGAAUAAUUACGGGCACCGCUGAGCGUUCUACAUUCUAUACUGCGCUCAACUAUUGCAGGUUCUUGUGGGGACUUUCUCCCGCAGAAGACCCACUCGGUGUACGUUAUUUCAUUGAUCAUUAUGCAAUUUUGAGUGAGGAGUUCCAAUGGCUCGUAAAUGUGGCUAACAGUCCAUUGAUUAGCACGUAUACACAGUGGUACACCCCAGGCAUUGCAUUCUCUGAAGUCUUGGCCUUACUUCAUUUAGGCAGGAAAGAAGAAGCUAGAAGCAGCUUAAAAAGAGCAUUUUCAGCGCAUGCGUACUGUGCCUAUCACCUCCUCGAGAGUGUGGGUCUAGCUUCUAAAAUUCCAGUUUCGUUAAGCGACACUUACCAGGAUGACUAUGUUAUCUUAGCCAGUGAAACGUACCUUGUGAGAGCACCUAUACUCUGGAAGGACCAAGUACACAAGCAGUUUCUUCAUGAUGAAUUGAUGCAACUAUUUGGCGAGUACAAGAAAGUGAAUACUGGAUCAUGGCUUGGAAAGUUUUUCGGAAAGAAACUGGAGCCUUCGGUGAUUCCAAUAAACCUCGUGAGGUUCGCUAUCUUAUCGGGAGAAAACAAGGUGCUUGCUAAGAUGCCAGAAAAAAUUUUCAGCAGAGACGAUGUAUUUGAGUAUGAUGUGAUCCCUCCGAAAGAUACAAGUGCCAGCUACGAUGUGUUUACUGGUGUGAGUAACGCAGGUGGUGCCACCGAUUCGCUAGCCAACUAUCUUGACCACAAUAUCAUCGCCGCAAUUGUGCAAAAUCGUACCGGAGCGGAGUUCGACGAGUUGCUAGACACACUUAAUUUGGAGGAAGCACAGGCAGCUGAAGAGGGUCAGCAACAAUAA